AUGAUGGAUAUUCAUGAUGAUAAUAUAGACACAUGCCAAUCAGAAAUGGCAUAUAUUAGUGAUGCAGAUUCCGAUGAUUUGAGAAAAAAAGAUCCCAAACAAUAUGUUAGUUAUGAAUGUGGGCAUAUUCUUUUUUCUUCAUCCUUUCAAUUAUUAAUGCCAAUUAUAUUUUCUUUAUAUUGUAAAUUUUAUUAUAUGUCUAUAAUCGACAUAUGUUUAUUUCUUACAUCUAUUAUACAUUGGAGGAAACCAGAAUUAGGCAUAAGAAGAAACAUUGAUAUGUUUAUGGUGCUUAUUAAUACUAUAACGAAGGGUCUUUUUGCUUUUACUUCAAGUUCUCUGUGUGUAUUUAUUUAUGCAUGUGGUAUUAUAACUACUGCAUCACUAUACUGGAUUGGACAGAAAUUACACAAUAAUAAAUACGGUACUUUAUUCCACCUUACAAUGCAUAGUUGCGGAAUUUUUGGAGUAUUAAACCUUUAUUAUUUUUCUAGAGAAUUGAGUAUUGAUAUAAUAUAG
Molecule: messenger RNA, 519 nt
Organism: Plasmodium vinckei vinckei
Lineage: Eukaryota; Apicomplexa; Aconoidasida; Haemosporida; Plasmodiidae
Product: conserved Plasmodium protein, unknown function
Exons: 1
Coding region: 1-519 (172 amino acids)
Source: RefSeq, a predicted model, not a curated record